Molecule: messenger RNA, 3723 nt
Organism: Cheilinus undulatus (humphead wrasse)
Lineage: Eukaryota; Metazoa; Chordata; Actinopteri; Labriformes; Labridae
Gene: tgfb5
Product: transforming growth factor, beta 5
Exons: 7
Coding region: 1115-2395 (426 amino acids)
Biological process (GO): SMAD protein signal transduction; BMP signaling pathway; transforming growth factor beta receptor signaling pathway
Cellular component (GO): extracellular region
Molecular function (GO): cytokine activity; type II transforming growth factor beta receptor binding; growth factor activity
Source: RefSeq, a predicted model, not a curated record
AAUAAUGGAGUCACAUCAUGCUGCAGCUCUCAGUGUUUUCAGCUGAGCUCUCUGCCCAGCUCUCAUCGGGCUGGAGCUCAUUUAAACUGGGGAACUGUAAUUUUCUGUAAACUCUCACAAGGACUUCUUUCAUAUAUUUUUCUGCGUCAUGUCUUCUUAUGACGUCUGACUUUUUUCCGUGUUUUGAUGUUGAUGUGAGGGGGAUUAACAGGCCCACCAUGGUUUUCCCAACAUAAAUCAACAGUUUUUCCUACAUUUUAGCGCAGGCUGCUUUCUGUUUACCUAUAACACGGGAUGAGAGGACCUCAUUGGGCUUUUUUUUAAGCAGUAACUGCACUUUGUGACAGCGGGCAUGGGCCAGAUUUUCGCCUCACAGAUGGGUCUUUGGGAGGAAAAAGCUCUGGAGCUGAGCUGCUUCACUUAAAGAGAGCAGGUCCGGUUUUGGUUUGGAGGAUUUGCGACAUGGGCUGAGCUCCUGUGAUGACUUCUUUCUCAUGAAAGCUUAUCAGUUAUCCGAGGAUGGACGAAGGGAAACGGAGUCGAAAAAAACUUAUUGGUUAGACCUUAGUUUAAUAUUUUUACCUCACGCGGAAAGCGCGCGCACUAGCGCGAGACAUCACCGGAGUUUGUGAGCGCAGCAGACUCAAGUUUAAGCUAAAUUUUCUGACUCUAAAUUUGAAGUUUUAAAGUGGAAUUUGGUUGGGCGUGAGUAUAUGAUUCUGUCUUCAUUUUUAUUACAAUUUCGAUGUAAUGAGUCGUGAAGUUAUGUCGAGUUUCCAAAGAUAAAAUGACAAUGCGUCUUUGUGUCUGGUGUUAAAAUAUGCAGGCGCGUGUCUGAGUAGUUACAUAAUUUCUUUAGCAGAUUAAAUGUAGUCAGCAGAUGUGGUUUUAUCCUUUGCACAGAAAUUAGCUUAGACCAAAGUAGCCUUCUCGGGACUGGAAAUUCUCUAGUUUUUGUUUGUUUUUACAUAUAAAGGAGAUUCAAACCCUCAGUUUGAAAUAUUACACCACUUUCUGUAAACUGAGACUCUUUAGUGAAGUCCAACCACCAGAGUGAUUUCCACCUCGGUAGUUUUGGGAAGCAUCCCCGUCCUUCUGGUCUCCUCACCGGACAAUGUUGCUUUUGCGUCUCGCGCUGCUACUCUUCCUCCUCCGGUUCUCCGGUGUGCUGCUGGUGGAGGGGCUCAACACGUGCCAGUCCAUCAACCUGGACAAGCAGAAGUCCCGGCGCAUCGAGGCGGUCCGCGGACAGAUCCUCAGCAAGCUCCGCAUCCGCAGCCCUCCAGACGAGGACGACGAGGAGCAGCAGCAGCAGCAGCAGCAGCCGCGCCCGGUACCCCCGGAGGUCAUGCUGCUCUACAACAGCACGCGGGAGCUGCUGAAGGAGCGCGCGCGUCUGGCCGAGUCCGCGUGCGAGCGCGAGAGCAGCGAGGAGGAUUAUUAUGCCAAAGAGGUGCAGAGGAUUGACAUGCUGCCCCCCCGCACAGACACAAAUGCAGUCCAGCCGUCGGCCCCCAACCCCCACUACAGAGUUGUCCACUUUGAUGUCAGCGGAGUGGACCUGACCAACAGCACCCUGGUCAAAGCCGAGUUCAGGAUCUUCAGAGCUCCCAACCCGCAGGCCCGAGCCUCAGAGCAGAGGGUGGAGAUCUACCAGCUCCUGAAGCCUGAUGAAGAGAGCACCUCCACUCAGCGCUACAUCGACUCCCGCACCGUUCAGCCCAAAGCAAAGGGAACUUGGAUUUCCGUGGAGGUCACUGAGACCAUAAAGGACUGGGUGUCAGAUCCAGAGAGUAACCUCGGCCUGAAGUUGGGCGUCCACUGUCCCUGUUGCACCUUUGUCCCAUCCACUAACAACAUUGUUCCCAACAAGAGUGAGGAGCUGGAGGCUCUCUUUGCAGGUGUGGAUGAUGAGCAGCUCCGUCAGAUCAGAAAGCCCGGUCAGGUAAAAGGUCAGUCAGACUUCAGCACCAAGACGCCUCAUCUCAUCCUCACUGUGCUGCCUAGCGACCGAGUGGACAACCCUGCCAAGAAGAACCGCAAGAAGAGGGCGGCUGCCACCGAUGCCUCAACCUGCUCCCGCGGCUCAGACCACGGCUGCUGCCUUCGCUCUCUUUACAUCGACUUCAGGAGAGAUCUUAACUGGAAGUGGAUCCAUGAACCCAAAGGUUAUAAAGCCAACUUCUGUGCAGGAAGCUGCCCAUACCUCUGGAGCGCCAACAACCACUAUAACAUGAUCCUGCCCCUCUACAACAAGCUGAACCCUGAGGCCUCAGCCACCCCUUGCUGUGUCCCCCAGGACCUGGAACCCCUCACUAUUAUGUACUUCAUUGGCCGCACGCCACGUGUUGAGCAACUUUCCAAUAUGGUUGUCAAAUCCUGCAAAUGCCGUUAGACUCAGAGGAAGAUGUGAAGGGAAGUGCAGAGGAGGAGAAACCAAGAACUCUAAAACUUUAUUCGGGAGUGGGAUGAAAACUACAGGACACAUGGACCCUCUGCUCAGUAAUCUUUGCAGUCUCAUCACCUUUAGCAGACUUAUAAGGUCUUUUAUUUUUUCUUAUUUGCUUCCAGACUCGAAUAUCAGAUUUUUGGCAUGAAACCUUCUUCAACUCUGGAACUCUCCAUCUGACAUAGGACACUGUAAAUAAGACAACAUGGCUGUAUUAAACCUGUUCUGUAUAUUAAAGAGGGUGCUGUGUGAUUGGGCCACUUUUCUUUGAAUGAAAAGGAUUUUUUUUAUCAGGAUUUUUGAUGAACACAGGUCAUAUAUUCCUGCGGCUGUAGGCAGCAGAGCGAGCGAGACUUAUUUGCUUUAGGUUUGAAGGUGUUGAUAGGAUGGAGGCGGUGUGGAAAGGUUUUCACAGACUGAGAUCUUUUUGGGUGAGGGAGGUAGGGAGCAGAUAGAAAAGAGAGAGGGAGAGAGAGAGAGAGAGAGAGAGGGAGGCUGUGUCCAGGCUGAGGCCCUGCCAGCUCUCUGCGGUCCCGGGCUGAAAUCUGCCCGGCGUAAACAGGAUGUGAAAGAUUUCCAGACACCGACCCGACCACUCACGGAAUGCUAGAUUUAAACGCUCCCCUCAUCUCUUCUGUCUCUCUCUCGCUCUCUCUCUCAGUCGAGGUUCUGGGAUUUGCGGUGGGAGGAGAGAGGGAGAAAAAAGAGACUUUGAAAUGAGACAUGGGAUGAUAGGGCUGCAUUUGGAAUGGCUACAACUUUGGAAGGUGGUAUUUUGCAGCCUUAGCAAAUUUGUAACUAUUUGGGUCUGACUCAAACGUUCAGUAAUCUCAAUCCUGUGCUCCUUUUCUCAACGUGCAUUUGUUAUCUUAUUGUUAAAAGCUGUUGACUCAUUGCUAUUUCUACACCCUGAUUAUAUUUGUGCCAUACCUGUGUUUGACCAUCAGCCUGAUUCACAGUUUUUCUCUACACCCAAGAGUCCACAUUGACCACUUUUGAUAGAAUGUCUAAAUGCUGAAAAUAAAAAAAACACAUCUCCAGGGCUCAUUUUAAAUAUAGGCUCUCUGGUAUGCCAGUGGUUUGCGCGUGUGCGUCUGUGUGUGAGAGAGAGAGUGACUUGCUGUGUGUGUGUUGGCGAGGUCAUGUGUGAUAGCAUAGAAAUUAUUCCCUGGCUUUUAUUGUGAAAGGUUAUGCGAUUGUGACAGGGCACGUUCUCUGUGUGACCCCGUUGGUUGUGGACGUGGAUUUAUGUUUUUUCUUGUGUGCUUGCAUGU